Messenger RNA from Esox lucius (northern pike), 900 nucleotides. Its product is annotated as odorant receptor 131-2-like. Gene Ontology annotation, molecular function: G protein-coupled receptor activity. NCBI's taxonomy places the organism in Eukaryota, Metazoa, Chordata, Actinopteri, Esociformes, Esocidae. Gene Ontology annotation, biological process: G protein-coupled receptor signaling pathway. Gene Ontology annotation, cellular component: membrane. The transcript has a single exon. The record is from RefSeq and is a predicted model, not a curated record. The coding region runs from base 1 to 900 and encodes 299 amino acids.
AUGAAUGAGAGAACCAUCGUUAAAAUGACUGUGGCAAUCCUGUUGGCAGUAUUGUUGAUGUACAUCAAUUGUGUGAUGAUUUUUUCCAUGACUAGCAGGGCCACGUUUAUGGAAACUUCACGCUACAUUUUAUUCACGCAUAUGCUGGUCAAUGACUCCAUGCAGAUGCUGGUCAGCUGCCUUCUGUAUGUGUUUGCUUUGGUUUACCUACGUUUGGUUAAGGUUGUCUGUGGUCUGUUUGUCAUGUUUAGCUGUGGCAUGUCUCGUGUUACACCACUUAAUCUGGCUGUGAUGUCUCUAGAACGGUAUGCUGCCAUCUGCCUGCCUCUCCGACACAGCGAAAUAGCCACACCUAAAAGAACUGGCAUUGCCAUUGCUGUCAUCUGGUUCAUCACAUUUAUAAAUCCUAUAAUUGAUAUGCUUUAUUCUACAGAAAAGGAUGCUGGCUUUUUUGUUACUCCAAUAUUUUGCACACAGCAGAAGUUAUUCAUUGCGUUGUGGCAGAUGAAGAUGUUUGAAGGGAUCAAUGCUUUUUGGUUUGUAGCAGUGUCUCUCAUCAUCAUUUACACAUACAUCGCAAUAAGUGUAGCAGCCUUGUCUGCUUCUUCUGACAGAAUUAAAGCAAGUAAGGCUCACAGGACAGUACUGCUUCACAUGGUUCAGUUGGGUCUUUGUCUCUGCUCUCUCCUCUAUGCACCCAUAGAAAAUGCACUGGCCAGUGCUGGCAGUACUGCUCUUUUUGUUAACUUGAGGUACAUGAACUUUCUCUUCCUCAUCAUCAUCCAAAAAUGUCUGACACCCCUCAUCUACGGGCUGAGAGAUGACGCUAUACGACCCCUGUUCUUACAACACUUACCUUGCAACACUAGAAAGAUCAAACAUGCUGUGAUGGUAAAAUAA